AUGGCUUCUACCUUAACACCAUCCGUGUCGCAUAACACAAAUUCUUCCUUAACAACAUCAAACACCAACCCUUCUUCUUCUGAUCGUAAAAGACUUAUAGUCAAACUGACUUAUUCUCCUGGUUCUAGGAAACGUCAUUCUGAUUCUUCUUGUGGCACUGAUGAUAACAAGAGAAGCAAGUUUCAAGAUUCUGUAAAACCAACUGUAACCUGCUAUUGGGUUGAUUCAAAUUAUCAUACCAAAACAACACCUUUCUCUUUGUCUCAACCAAACACUCACAAUGCUCUUGUUGAAAACAACAACCAUGUUUCCGACACUGUCAUGUCUCAACCAAAGGGUGUAAAAGAAAGUUCAAAAAUGGCGAAGGAUAAGAUAAAUGCUUCAUCCAAAAAAGCAUCUAUGACAAAGGAGAUGGUGAAGGAUAACAUAAAGGCUAAACCUGAAGAAAGUUCAAGAACGACCUCAUUGAUGGUAAAGGCUAAAGAAUGUGUGUUGAAGAAACCAAUGGAGUGUGUUAAGAGAAGGCAGUGUUGGUUGAUUUUGAAGAGGAUGUUGGUGGGUAGAGAUGGUUGGGAUUUGAAAGAUCCUCCAGCAAUGGUCGAUAACGUCUCUGAGUCAAAGCCAAUUGGUUUAAAUGAAACAGGGAGAAAAUUGAGGAUGUAUGCAACACCAGAUGAGUUUGCUAGCGACAUGAGGCUUGUGUUCUCAAAUGCAAUGCUGAUGUAUCCUCCAAGGAAUCAUAUUUAUCAAAUUGCAAAAAAGUUCAGUUACAAUUUUGAACUCAAAUGGAAGUCAUUGAAGGAUGAGUGGGAACUUGAGGAUAGGAAAAGAAGAAAGGCUCACAAGACUAGAAGAUACUAA
Molecule: messenger RNA, 861 nt
Organism: Vicia villosa (hairy vetch)
Lineage: Eukaryota; Viridiplantae; Streptophyta; Magnoliopsida; Fabales; Fabaceae
Product: transcription factor GTE11-like
Exons: 1
Coding region: 1-861 (286 amino acids)
Molecular function (GO): protein binding
Source: RefSeq, a predicted model, not a curated record